AUGAGCGUAACCGGCAUGGAUAUGAGCACAGAUCCAGAGGUUACCUUCAAGGACCACAAGUCGGACAGUAUUAGACCUGAAGACUCAGCUAGCCAAAGGGGGAGUAGCACCACCUCGGCGAGUUGGAGGAUACGGGCGAAGGCUAAGAGAGCUGCCUUAGCCGCAGAAGUAGCAGCUCUUAAAGACCAACAAGAACUUGAGAUAGAAGAAAUGAAGCUUAAACAACGGAAAGCUGAGCUUCUUCUGAAGACUAGAUUAAAGAUCGCUGAAGCAGAGGAAACUGUAUAUAGAGGUACUCUGUCCAUAGAACAGAAGACUGAGCCUUCCAAGUCUGAACCUUCCCAGCAAGGUUCAUCAACUCCUGCUAGAAUGAAGCCAGCAAGUGAAAACCAGAUACUGACCAGUCAAGAUGAAAAGAUAACUGGUAAGAUGGACUCUGACAUCUUACAUCAUCUACAGCAAGGACAGAGACAACAUCAACAGCUGUUGGAAGCCAUCACAAUUUCAAGUACCAACAUUAUGUCUUUUGAUGGUAACCCGUUGAAUUUCUUUGAGUUCAUACGAUCAUUUGAUAGUGUCAUUGGAAAUUCGUCAUUGGACAAUAACGCCAAGCUGCUCAAGUUGUAUCAUCUUUGUACUGGAGCUGCCAAAGACAUAAUCCAAUGUUGUCUCAUGAUGCAUCAAGAUGAUGGGUACUUUCAUGCCAGAACGCUUCUGAUGGAUCGCUUUGGAAGUGACCAUAAGAUCAGUGACGCCUGGAUUAGGAAGGUCACGGAAGGUCCAGUUAUUCAGAGCAAUCCUAAACAUCUGAGGGAUUUUGCUGAUCAGCUAAAGACCUGUGCUGAAACUUUGAUGGCCCUUGGAAUGCUUCACGAGAUGAGCAGCAGAAGUGAGCUGGUGAAGGUCAUUGAACGUUUGCCAUUCCAUCUGAAGAGCCGGUGGUUGCGUUUCGUAAAGACCAUCAGGGAUAGUGGCAGACAGCCUAACAUCCAGCAUGCAGUUGAAUUCAUCACCGGCGCAGCUGAUGAACUCAAUGAUCCUGUAUUUGGAGCCUUACUUAUGGGUGGACCAAAGAAUCUAGGAAGUACAAGGAGUGUAAAGGAAAGAACCGUGUCAGGUAGAGGUCAGGCAAGCAUGUUUACUACCUCUGUGAAUUCAUCGACCAAGAACUGCAUCAUGUGUCAGGACAGCCAUGACCUUUUCGGUUGCCAGGAAUUUAAAGCCAUGGAGCCUGAUGAACGCUUUGAUUUUGCCUUCAAGAACAGGCUUUGUUUCAAUUGCUUGUUACCUGGUCAUGUAUCCUCAAAGUGCAUCCUUAAUAGGACCUGCUCAGUCAAGGGGUGCAAUCAAAGGCAUACCAAGUUCCUCCAUACCGGGAGAAAUCCUACACCUUGGAGAACAAGAAGGGAAUCGAAUGACUCAUCAACUCAAACUGACUAUGAUGUAGCAUCUCAUGCUAGUUCCAAUGCCACGAGGGCCGGAGGUUGCAGAGUAGCCCUUCCAAUAAUUCCGGUUACUGUCAGUGCUGCAGAUGGUGGAGAAAGCAUUGAGACCUUAGCUUUGCUGGACCCUGGUUCUACGAACUCAUUCUGUCUGCAAGAAUUAAUAGAUGAGCUCCAGACAAAGGGGAAAAAGAAAGUCAUUCAGGUCUCAACACUGGAAAGCCCUAAAAGAGCAAUGGAAUGCGAAGCCGUCAAGUUGAGGGUUAAAGGUUCCACAGCAGACAAGAUGAUAGAGGCUGAAUUUCUAACUCGUCCCAGCCUGAACAUCAGUACUGCAAACAUGGCCAGGGAGGAAGAUAUUUCGAAAUAUCAACAUCUUUGUGGUAUUGAUCUUCCAGUCACGGGGAAGAAUCAAGUAACCAUACUGAUUGGACAAGAUGUGCCUGAAGCCCUGAUGCCACUUGAAAUCAAAGCAGGUAAACCUGGUGAAGUUUAUGCUGUCAAGACAAUACUUGGAUGGACGUUAAAUGGUCCACUUGGAAAUGGAAGUAGUUUACAGAGUUUUCAAGCCUCGUCUAGCUUCAUCUCUGAUGAUGGUAACAUGCUCCUGGAAGAACAAGUUCACAAAUUUUGGAAGCUAGAAGGGACAGAAUACCUUCAUGAUAAUGAAAGGAGCAUGUCCAUCAAUGAUCAGAAAGCCUUGAAGACCUGGCAGGAAGGAGUUUGCAGAGAUGGUGAUCACUAUCAACUUCCCAUUCCAUUUCGGAAGAGGCCUGAAGAUCUGCCGAAUAACAUCCAAGUUGCACUAACCAGACUAGAGUCACUGAAGAGAAGACUGGUAAAGGAUGAUUGUCUACAUGCUAAGUACAGUGAAGGAAUGAGGUCUUUGUUGGAUGAAGGGUAUGCUGAAGAGGUUAAGGACCAGGAUCUUGGGAAGGAUGAAGGAGUCUGGUACUUACCGCAUCACCCGGUAUUCAAUCCAAAUAAACCAGAAAAGACAAGAAUUGUCUUCGAUUGUGCUUCCAAGUACAAUGGAACUUCUUUGAACGAUGCGGUACUUCAAGGUCCAGACUUGACGAACAACCUUCUUGGUGUUUUGCUCAGAUUUCGCCAAGAACCUAUAGCCAUUAUGGGAGACAUAAGGGCAAUGUUUCACCAAGUUAGAGUCCCACCAGAGCAGAGAGACUUUCUUCGCUUCCUGUGGUGGCCAGAAGGAGAUCUUAUCCAACAUCCUAAGGCUUACAGGAUGUGUGUUCACCUAUUCGGUGGGACAUGGAGCCCAAGUGUUUGUAGUUGUGCUCUUAGACAUACAGCUGAAGAAUUCAAGACCGAAUAUUCUCCAGAGGCAGUGGAUGCUGUCGGUCGUAACUUCUAUGUAGAUGACUGUCUCGUCUCAUGCAAAACAGAAGAUGAUGCAAUCAAGCUUGUAGCUGAACUCAUGACGCUGCUCAAGAGGGGUGGAUUCGAAGUGACCAAGUGGAUAAGCAACAGCCCAGCUGUGAUCAAGUCUGUACCUUUGGAAGAUCGAGCUAAAAACAUUGUGGGACUUGAUUUGAAUCGGGAUGCCUUACCAGCAGAAAGGGCACUUGGAGUAACAUGGGAUGUAGAACUGGACUGCAUCACCUAUAAGAUCACCCCCAAGGGCAAACCAGUAACGAGGAGGGGAAUUCUGAGUGAGAUAGCAUCAAUAUAUGACCCCUAUGGAUAUGCCAGUCCAUUCGUCUUGGUUGCCAAGAGAAUCCUCCAGGAUCUAACUGCUCUGAAGCUUGGAUUUGAUGACCCAGUUCCAGAUGAACACCAUUCCAGAUGGCUAAAAUGGAAAGAAUGGCUUCCCUUAAUGAGCAACUUCAGAGUGAGCAGGUGUUUCAGACCCUUUGAUGAUGUGAACGAGUACCAACUGCAUCAUUUCUGUGAUGCAUCUGAGUCGGCGUACGGUGUAGUGUCUUACCUGCGCAUGACCAGUGAAGGAGGACAAGUCCAUUGCAACAUAAUUCUGGCUAAAGCAAAAUUAGCACCUCUGAAGAAGAUGACAAUACCUCGCUUAGAGCUCAUGGCGGCAGCACUUGCAGUCACAAUGGAUAGAAAGAUCAGAAAGGAGCUGGACUUUCCCUUGAAUGAGUCUGUCUUUUGGACAGAUAGCACAAUAGUCCUCCAUUACAUCCGCAGUGACAACAAGCGCUUUCGGACAUUUGUGGCUAACAGGAUAUCUACCAUCCGUGAUGCCUCGGAGCCCAGGCAGUGGAGAUAUGUCAACACAGAAAAGAAUCCAGCUGAUGAUGUAUCAAGAGGUCUAACGCCAGACAAGCUCAAUGGCAGAUGGCUCAAGGGACCAUCCUUCCUAUGUGCUGAUGAGAUGGAAUGGCCUAUCGCUCCAGCUGAUCUGCAAGUGCCACCAAGUGAUCCAGAAAUCAAACCACCUACAGAAAAUGCCAGUGCAUUCACAACUCAGUCAGAGGAGAAGUCAUUGGAAAGGCUUAUCAACACAUAUUCCUCCUGGUAUAAGCUGAGGAGGGGAGUGAGCUGGCUAUUGAAGUUCAUGCAGUGGUUGAAACUCAAAGGAAAAACCCAGACAGAGCAAGAGCUGAGGGACUUCAAAAGGAUCAGUUACGACGACAUGCAGAAAGCAGAGAAGAGAAUUUUGCAUUACGUGCAAAAAUGUUUCUUCCAGAAGGAGAUUGAAUCAUUGACCGAUUCAGAUGGUAAAGUGACAAAGACAAGUCAACUCUACAAGCUGGACCCUAAGAUAGACGAGGGUCUUCUUAGAGUUGGAGGAAGAUUGGAGAGAUCAGCUCUACCAUUAGAAGCUAAACACCCAGUCGUCUUACCCAAGGGAAGUCACGUGUCAGAUCUGAUCUUGAGAGAUGUUCAUGUAAAGGCAGGGCAUAGUGGAAGAAAUUAUGUCCUUUCUGUGCUUCGUGAGUAG
This is a messenger RNA of Strongylocentrotus purpuratus (purple sea urchin), 4365 nucleotides long. RefSeq lists its product as uncharacterized. The record is from RefSeq and is a predicted model, not a curated record. The transcript has a single exon. Bases 1 to 4365 code for a protein of 1454 amino acids. Lineage: Eukaryota; Metazoa; Echinodermata; Echinoidea; Camarodonta; Strongylocentrotidae.